AUGGCAGGAUUUUUUGAUCCGCUUUGCAACCCGAAAGAUGCAAACUUAGAUAUCGUGUUUGUCCACGGCCUUCACGGCGACAGGGUCGACACCUGGACCAAAUACGGCAUAUUCUGGCCCCGGGAUCUACUACCAGAUGAUGUGCGUCAAGCGCGAGUCCUCUCCUGGGGAUAUAGUGCAGACAUCGCCCAUUUCUGGCAGAAAACCACAAACACUGAGCUCAACGACCAUGCUAAGAACCUAUGUUCAGACCUUAGCGGCCUGAGGGAGCAGAGUGUCGAUCGACCCAUCAUCUUCGUUGUUCAUAGUCUCGGUGGCCUCGCGCUUGUCUUCUCCGACCGAAGUGCCGACCAGCACCUGAAGAAUAUCGCAGAUUGCACCCGUGGGAUUAUUUUCCUUGGGACGCCGCACGAAGGGUCGGACAAGGCUAAGUGGGUUAAGAGGGGGCAGGCGUUUGCCAGUCUGAUCGGAAGGGACGUCAACAAAGAAGUGCACGAUAUCCUCAGCGAAGGUUCCUCUCGGCUGAGCGAACUUGACUCCACAUUUAUGAACUUCUUGCGCAGCCGUCGAGAGUCGAAGGACCUGAAGACGGCUUCAAUCGAGGUUAUCGUCUCGAAAGCGUCUGCCUCCAUUACCGGCUACGAGACACAGUCAAUUCCGGCAGACCAUCGAGACAUGUGCAAAUUCGCAAGCAAGGACGAGGACGGCUACCAGAGGAUUUCACGCGUUCUCAAAAGAUGGGCUGUAAUGCUACAGAGCCCCCAGCCUCCGGAACAACGUCUGGGCGACACGGUCACGAUGAAUGUGGGCAAAAACAUGGGCCAGAUGACAGGAAAUCUCCACGGAGAUAACCAUGUAACAUUCAACUAUACUCUGAGCAGUUGA
Molecule: messenger RNA, 885 nt
Organism: Microsporum canis CBS 113480
Lineage: Eukaryota; Fungi; Ascomycota; Eurotiomycetes; Onygenales; Arthrodermataceae
Product: SesB
Exons: 6
Coding region: 1-885 (294 amino acids)
Source: RefSeq, a predicted model, not a curated record